Messenger RNA from Lentinula edodes (shiitake mushroom), 970 nucleotides. RefSeq lists its product as uncharacterized. The coding region runs from base 379 to 900 and encodes 173 amino acids. NCBI's taxonomy places the organism in Eukaryota, Fungi, Basidiomycota, Agaricomycetes, Agaricales, Omphalotaceae. The record is from RefSeq and is a predicted model, not a curated record. Gene Ontology annotation, cellular component: preribosome, large subunit precursor. The transcript has a single exon. Gene Ontology annotation, biological process: rRNA processing; ribosomal large subunit assembly.
UUUGUUAUUCCAAGAGGGUCCAAGCUGGUGCAGCAUUAUACGUUUAGCUUUAAGGUGCCUACUACUCAGGCAAAUGCUAUCCGUGUUGUUAGAGCUUGUCAGCUCGUUAAACAAAUUCUAUUAGAAGCUAGCCCUGCAUUGGGAAAACUAGCUUGAUCACUGCGUUGGCACAAGUUUCACGCCACGAGCUUUGUCGUAUAAACUUGUCUGAUCAAAGUGAUCUAAUUGACCUGUUUGGCUGUGACCUUCCUGUUGACAGUGGUAAGGCUGGAGAGCCUGCUUGGAAAGAUCGUGAGUUUUUGAGGGCUCUACAGGAAGGAUGGUGGGUCCUCUUGGAUGACAUGAAUCUUGCCUCCCAGGCUGUUCUUGAAGGGCUCAAUGCUGUCAUCUGUCUACAUUCCGGAGCUAGAUAGAACAUUCAUCAAGCAUCCGGCUUUUGGCAUCUUUGCAGCUCAAAAUCCUCUUAGUCAACGAGGGGGUCGUAAGGAUCUACUCAAGUAUUUUGUGAACAGAUUUACAAAAGUCUAUGUUGAUCAGUUAUUACCAUCUGAUUUGCGUCUGGUAUGCCAAUAUUUGCAUCCCGAAGUCGACACAAAACUCCUCGAACCUAUAACCGCCUUCAAUACCUCUUUACAGCAUAUGGUUCUUAUUGAACGCUCUUUACGGAAAGAAGGAGAACCAUACGAAUUCAAGCUGCGGGACGUUCUUCGUUGGAUUGGACUACUUAAGCGCCGGUCGGAACGGCGACUUCUCCCAGUUGACCAUGUCCGGACUGUUUACUCUCACUGUCUUCGUACCUCGAGCGAUCAUCAUUUGGCGCUAGCGUUAUUCGAGCGCACCUUCGGCUGUUCUUUCGAUUAUUCCCGCAAUUCGUACGGACGGUAUUCAAUUGUACAAUAACUGUAGGUCAAUUUCGCAGCGAACGACACAAUUCAUCUACACCUGCCCGCCCUAAGCGUCUACUGAAAUC